Messenger RNA from Oppiella nova, 2746 nucleotides. Lineage: Eukaryota; Metazoa; Arthropoda; Arachnida; Sarcoptiformes; Oppiidae. The record is from the annotation of a GenBank genome assembly.
UCUAUGGCCGACGCGUCCACUAUUAUCAACACCUAUAGUACGCUGUGGUAUGGACUCAUAAAACGUGCCAAUUUGAAGAAAGGCGAAAGCAUUUUAAUACAUUCGGCGGCGGGAGGUAUCGGACAGUCGGCUAUUAAUAUCGCCAAACACUAUGAGUGCGAUAUCUAUGUGACGGUCGGGACGGAAGAGAAAAAGCAAUUUCUGAUGAAGGAGUAUAACAUACCGGAGAACCGGAUAAUGAACUCGAGGGACAUUGUGUUCAAGAAUAAAAUAAGGGAAUUAACGGACGGAAAGGGAGUCGAUAUUGUGAUCAACUCGUUAGCCGGAGAGAAACUGGACGCCAGCUAUGAGUGCCUGGCUAAUUGUGGCAGAUUCAUCGAGAUCGGCAAGUUUGACAUGUUCCAGAAUAGGAAACUGGGUAUGUUUGACUUCCUGAGGGACAUACAAUUCAUUGGUGUGGGUUUGGACGCCGCGUGUAUGAAAAACCCAAACUUUUUUCCAGACUUUUACGUUUGGAUGCAUAAGAACUGUACGAAUGGUUGCAUUAAACCAUACAAUUAUACCCUUUAUAACGCCUCGGAUGCGGAUAAGGCCUUAAGAUUCAUGACAACCGGUAAACACAUCGGGAAAGUAGUGCUGAAAAUGAGAGACGAAGAGACAGACAAAAGACCCCCGAAGCUCAUCAAACCAGCGCCUUAUAUACAGACAACUGUUAAAACAUUUUUCAAUCCCAACAAAGUCUAUAUAAUAACUGGAGGUUUGGGUGGGUUUGGUCUGGAACUCAUACCUUGGAUGCUAUAUUUUGGUGCAAGGAAGUUUGUGGUGACCUCGAGGUCAGGGCUCACAACUGAUUACCAGAAAUAUAUAUUCAAUCGCUUUCAACGAGUUUAUAAAGAUUUUAAAUUUUUCUCAUCCGAUUGGGUCGUGUCGACUGCCAAUGGGUUUACUAUUGAAGGCACACAACAACUCAUAAAAGAAGCCCAAGAGUUGGGACCCAUUGGAGGGAAGUUAACGUUUGAUAAGUUUUGUUCGUCUAUUGAUACCAAACAUAAGAUAUUCACGAAUUUGGAUCAAUUGACCCGAAAAUUGGACUAUAAAUUGGAUUAUUUUGUCGUAUUUUCAUCGGUGGCCUGCGGUAAAGGAAAUGGAGGUCAGUCUAACUACUCGUUCGGUAACUCCAUGUGUGAACGUAUUUGUGAACAACGCCGGAGGGAUGACUUACACGGACUGGCCAUACAAUACGGACCCAUCGGUGAUGUGGGAGUGUUUGCAGACUCGGAUCAGUUGCUGACAAUGACAUCGAUUAGGAAACAGCGGAUCAACUCGUGUUGCGAUGUUUUGGACAAAUUAUUGUCAGUUAAACAACCGAUAGUUACCUCAUAUAUAAAAGUGGACCAGCUCAAAACAGCCGGUGGAUCCAAACGGAAAAUGAUUGCCGAACUAUGGCGUGCUCUGGGUAUUGAUCCCGAGACCACCCCCAACCACCUAACCCUGGGUGAGAUCGGCAUGGAGUCCAUGUUUGCCGUUGAGUUACAGCAGGAACUGGAGAGGGAGUGGAAUAUGAAAGUGACUGUCAAUCAGGUCAAGAGUAUUACGAUCGGUAUGUUAAAGGACUACGAGGCCGGCAAUGUGGGCAAUAUUAAAGUGCACAUCGAGGACAUUAAAAGGUGCAAGGCCAAAAUGCUGAAACAGAGGUUCGUGAUGCCGACCGAAAAGUUCGAGCGCUUGAAUACCGUGACAACUGGUCGACCCGUGUAUAUAAUGCCGACCCUUAACAUCAAUUUUCAAGUGUUUGAAGAGUUGACACAAAAGUUGAACCGACCGGUGAUUGGCCUGAAUUGGACCCGGGAUGUGAGCAAAUUGACAACCCUUAAAGAGAUUAGCAAAUACUAUGUGGACCUAUUGAAGCACCUGGAUCCAAAGGGCCCGUACGAUGUGGUGGGCUAUUUCGAUACGUCCAUUGUUUGCGCUAAAGUGCUGCUGAAGGGAAUGGCAAAUAAGGCGGUUAUUGUGGACAUCAUUAGUGACCUGCGUUUCUGCGAUGAACAGCUCACCGAAGACUUUAUACUGGAGUUCAUGUUGAGCUGUAUGGCCGUUGACAUACCCGACUCAUUUAAGGACAAAAUUCUGCGGGAAUUCAAAAAGGAGCCGGAUAUCAACGCUAAGGUUAGGCUCAUUGUCAAUGAGGUCGUGGACUUCGCCGGCAAAGGACUACAGGCGCCCGAUAUGGAGGCGAUAUUUCACAUAAUGAUAGCCCGGAUUCGUAUGCUAUCGGAGUAUAGACUCAAUAAACGCAAGAAGUUUGCGAAUAAACUAAAGCUCGCGAUCGCAAAGAAAUGGGCGAAAAGGACGGGGAAAUUGGUUUUGAUUAAACCGUUGAAGUUUGAUGGCGUCGAUGAUAUGGAUGAGUUGCUGGAAAAGUCUCGCGAUUUGUAUUUCUUACCUGGCUCAAAGGAUGGACAGCAUAAUAUUGAGAUGGAGGCGGUCGACACUCCCAGCUCUAUAGAUGUGAUGGCCGGGGAUAUAAUCGCUAAGAUAGAGGCAGCGCUCAAAUAAAUUCAAUUUUUCACCUGGUAUCAAUUUGGUUUAAUAAAUUCACACUAAACAAAAUUUACUUUUUGCAUUAUUAAUAUUAAAAUUAAUUUUUUGUAAUUAAUAAUGUCAAAUAGUUGUGUACUGUACAUGUAAUGUACAGGUAUAAUAUUAAAACAAUGUUAAAGUACUAAUUUUGAAUAUUCAUAACAAG